UCGACUUUGAGGAAAGAGAUGUUCUAGAAUCGACAAACCUGAGGCUGGUGCAAUCCAGCAGCACUGUGCUUGAUGGAAGUGGGAACCCGCCUUAUGAAAGCUCUGUUGAUCCACCUUCCUCGGGAAAAGCGUCAUGCAGGUGAGGCCUCUGGUAUAAUCCUGAUACGGUUGACCAUCCCAUUUGCACAUGGCAUGCAAUGCCGGGAAUAUUAUAGUUCGAUCCAGGUAUCACACCUUCCAGCAGCAAUGGACAUUCCUCCAGCCAGUUACCGCUUCCCUAUCGUCCCCCAACAUAUACGCGCAGAGCUUACAAGCCUGAAAGAUGGCUUGCCGUCAGUGCGGCUAAAGUCGGAUAUUGUGAACUGGCUGUUCUAUGAUCUGUCAAGGUACACUCUCUUUCCUGGAAAACUGUAUUCCGUUUGCGCGCAACACCUUGUAUGCAAGUAUCCUAAACUCAAGGACAACACGAAGACUGGCUAUGGCACCUGGGUUAUGUCUCUGAGAUACAAGGCUAAAAACACAAGAAGGCGCCUGCCACCAGGUAACCCCGUCCUUGAAGACGCUCGUCAAAAAGCGAAGAAGCAAUGCACACCUUCAUCGUCAGCGUCUCCAUUUCACCGAGCGGGAAACGCAAACGGCAUGGAUGAACUGGGCGAUGGCGAAGAUGAAGGAACUAUUGAAGUCCACCUCAACAUAUUGAACAAAGAAAUGAGGAAAACUGUGCCUGAUAUGGAAAAGGUUUCACUUUCGAUGGACAGGACUUUCACUUUCCGCAAGCGCUGGCUGAGGGAAGAGAAGCCUUUGGUCGCGGAAGUUCUGGAGAAGUACCCCCCGUUAAGAAGUGAGGAACAGGUAUACAUGCUAACUUCCCUGCCCACUCUUGCGCCUAGCGCAAAGUUGUAGUUCACACGUUCCGAUGUACUGUUCCCUCUCUUCCUCCAUGUGUAUAGCUCUCGCAGGAAUUCCUCAGGCACACUGGUGUUAACAUCGACAAUGCAAUUACACGGUUCAUAAACCAAUAUGGCGAAAAGGUGCUGACUCUAGCCUCGCUCAAAAGUGGAGGAUUACAGCCCAUCGCAGACUUCUGGAAACUAGUAGAAGCUGAGAAGGAUGAAACUAAAAAGUAUGUCCUUGCUGCGGGGGUGCUCUAUUUCUUGCCAUUGCUUGUGCGGGAGAAAGCCGGUGCACUUUUUACAAAAAUGGACAAUGCACAAGAACACGUUCAUCCGGUUGUUGUCUACAGCGGAGAUGACGUCUUCAGUAGCGACUCCGUCCAUGUCCACGUUGAGUCACUGAGGAUUGACGUACUUGAUGUCACUAGCGCCAUCUCCACCCU
Messenger RNA from Ornithodoros turicata, 1336 nucleotides. RefSeq lists its product as uncharacterized. The coding region runs from base 73 to 903 and encodes 276 amino acids. The record is from RefSeq and is a predicted model, not a curated record. The transcript has 7 exons. NCBI's taxonomy places the organism in Eukaryota, Metazoa, Arthropoda, Arachnida, Ixodida, Argasidae.